CCCUCCAUUCCAGCAGCUGAACAUUCAGAGACACGACACAUACCUAUCCAGACUUUCCUGCCGCAGCCUGUUCUCCUCCUUGGGAGUUCUCCCGUCUGCUCGCAAACCUACGCAAGUCUAGAAUCGUGUCCUCCAUAACCCUCCAGAGAUGACCAUGUGGCUACUCCAGUGCAUCGGGGUCCUCUUGGGCAUUGGGGUCCAUCUUCACCCAGCGGGUGCCUUCCCCUUCCUUCUCACCCAGCUGAGCACCCGCAAGAGCAGCUGCAAGCAAAUCCCCAGCAGCAUGACGCUGUGCCACGCGGUGGGCUACGGAGAGAUGCGCCUGCCCAACCUGCUCGGCCACGACACCAUGAAAGAGGUUCUGCAGCAGGCCGGAUCCUGGGUGCCUCUUCUCACCAAGCAGUGCCACGCUGACACCAAGAAGUUCCUUUGCUCGCUCUUCGCCCCCGUCUGCCUGAGCGACCUGGAGGAGGCCAUCCACCCCUGCAGGUCCCUCUGCGAGGAGGUCCGCGACGGUUGCACGCCCGUCAUGGCUGCCUUUGGCUUCCCGUGGCCCGAAAUGUUUAACUGCACCCAGUUCCCCGAGGGCAACGAGCUGUGUGUGCCCCCUGCUGGCCUGGAUGAGAAGACACUCGUGGUGAAAGAAGAACUCCCGUGUGCCGCCUGCCAGAGCGGAGGAGACGCCGACAAAGAAUUCCUGCAGGGUUAUUGCUCUUGGGAUUUUGCCCUAAAGAUCAACAUCCACUCGACGUCCACUCUGGACGGAGACCUCAUGGUAGUCCCGGAAGUGAAGAGCAGGACCGUAUACAAGGCCAAAGGGUGGACCGAGGAGGAGCUGAAGAAGAAGACCCACCUGUGGCUGACGGACGGGGACAGCUGCAUCUGCCGAGACCUCCAGGAACCCGGAACCACCGUGCUGGUCAUGGGCCACCGAGUGGACGACAGGCUGGUCAUCUCCUGGGUGCGGAAGUGGCAGAAGGCGGAGAAGGAGACAAAGAGGUUUUCUAGGACUGUCCGCAAGCUCCAGUGCUAGACGGAAGAUAAAUCCGCCAAACGCUGAGCGUGGAACGUAAACUUGCGCUGAGAACCAAAGAACGCACGUCCUCGUAAUUUCUGCUCUUUGCCCCAAUUCUGCCACCAUCGUGUAGGCAACAAAAACAAAAAAAAAAAAACACGAAGAACUUUUUGUACGUAAGCUCACCGCGUUCCAUUUAUAAGGUUACAUUUUUAGCACUACUACAAUGCUUUCUGUGAAAAUACUUUUUUUUUUUUUUGGUUGUGCCCAUAACUGCCAGGUACAUGUGAACAUUUGCUCUUUUGUAUAGCAGCUCCUCGCCAGCCGAGCAAAUUGAGCUUUCCCUGCCCUGCUCCUGCAGGAGAUGAGCGGAGACCUGCAGAUUGUGAAGGUGUGGGGCAGCCAUCAGGAAGGGAGAUGAAAUGUCUCAACUCUUUUUUGUAUUUAGCUAUUUUAAAAGGUUUUAAUAAUAUCUCGUUCUUUAAUCAGA
This is a messenger RNA of Rana temporaria (common frog), 1505 nucleotides long. RefSeq names its product secreted frizzled-related protein 2-like. Lineage: Eukaryota; Metazoa; Chordata; Amphibia; Anura; Ranidae. Gene Ontology annotation, molecular function: Wnt-protein binding. The transcript is spliced from 4 exons. Bases 149 to 1033 code for a protein of 294 amino acids. Gene Ontology annotation, biological process: negative regulation of canonical Wnt signaling pathway; non-canonical Wnt signaling pathway; canonical Wnt signaling pathway. The record is from RefSeq and is a predicted model, not a curated record.